This is a messenger RNA of Prunus dulcis (almond), 1794 nucleotides long. Its product is annotated as pentatricopeptide repeat-containing protein At4g21705, mitochondrial. The transcript is spliced from 2 exons. Gene Ontology annotation, cellular component: mitochondrion. NCBI's taxonomy places the organism in Eukaryota, Viridiplantae, Streptophyta, Magnoliopsida, Rosales, Rosaceae. The record is from RefSeq and is a predicted model, not a curated record. Gene Ontology annotation, molecular function: protein binding. The coding region runs from base 200 to 1681 and encodes 493 amino acids.
CUCCACAAAACAGCUCCUUGAGCCCAAGUCUAAAACUCCUCACCGAGCCCUGGCUUAACUAGCCCCAACCCAAAGCCCAAUUUUUGAAACAUUUUGCCCUCUUCGCUUCAUUUUUCUUUGUUUACGAAAAGGUCCUUCGGUUUCCUCUCUGAUUCUUCUUCUCUCCCAGCUCUCAGCCCCAAACUCUAAACCCCAACUCAUGAACCCGAAGCUCUUCGCCAAAACCCUAAUCCGAAGUGCGAUGACGAGCAGGUCCUACUACACGAGCAGGACCAAGAAGCCGACCCUCUACACCAAAAUCAGUCCGCUUGGAAAUCCCAGCUUAAACGUGGUUCCAGAACUCGACGACUGGGUGUACAAGGGCCACAAGGUCCGUGUCGCCGAGCUUCAGCGCAUCAUUCACGACCUUCGCAAGCGCAAGCGCUUCUCCCAAGCCCUCCAGAUUUCUGAGUGGAUGAAGCAAAAGGGCAUAUGCAUCUUCUCGCCGGUUGAACAUGCUGUGCAGCUGGAUUUGAUUGGCAAGGUUCGUGGGCAUGUUUCCGCGGAAGAAUAUUUCAACAAUUUAAGGGAGGAAGAUAAGAACUUGAAGACGUAUGGUGCUCUUUUGAAUUGCUAUGUCCGGCAGCUCCAAACGGACAAGUCCUUCGCUCAUUUGCGCAAAAUGAAGGAGAUGGGAUUUGCUUCCUCGCCCCUGACUUACAAUGACAUCAUGUGUUUGUAUACGAAUGUUGGCGAGCACGAGAAGGUUCCCGGUGUGCUCACUGAGAUGAAGGAGAACAAUGUCCUGCCCGACAACUUCAGUUAUCGAAUCUGCAUCAAUUCGUACGGCGUGAGGUCUGAUCUUGAAGGAAUGGAAAAGGUUUUGGAAGAGAUGAAGAGCCAGCCUCACAUUGUCAUGGACUGGAAUACUUAUGCUGUUGUAGCCAAUUUCUAUAUAAAAGAAGGCCAAACCCAUAAGGCAAUUAAUGCUCUAAAGAAGUCGGAAGAGAGGCUGGAUAACAAAGAUGGGCUUGGCCACAAUCAUUUGAUUUCACUCUAUGCCAGUAUGGGGAACAAGGAUGAAGUUUUGAGAUUAUGGGGUCUUGAGAAGAGUGCUUGUAAGAGAUGCAUAAACAGGGAUUAUAUCGGCAUGUUGUUAUCUCUGGUGAGGCUUGGGGAGCUCGAUGAAGCUGAGAAGGUAGUGAAGGAGUGGGAAUUGUCCGGAAACUGUUAUGAUUUUCGGGUGCCACAGACUGUUAUUAUAGGGCACACAGUAAAGGGAUUGUAUGAGAGAGCAGAAGCAAUGCUUGGAGACUUAAUGGAGAAGGGGAAAGCAACCACCCCUAAAAGUUGGGAAAUAGUGGCGGCCGGAUAUGUGAAUAAGGGCGAGACGGAAAAAGCUUUUCAGUGCAUGAAGGCUGCUCUCUGUCUGUCUGCAGAGAAAGGAUGGAAGCCUAACUUUAGAGUGAGCACGACCAUAUUGAGUUGGCUUGGUGAUAAAGGCAGUGUUGAAGAUGCGGAAGCUUUUGUUGGGUUACUGAGGAAUGUAAUCCCAGUGAACAAGCAGAUGUAUCAUGCCUUGUUGAAGGCAUAUAUAAGAGGUGGUAAAGAAGUAGAUAGUGUUUUGGACCGUAUGAAAGCUGAUAAAGUAGAAGAUGAUGACAUAGAGACAAAGAAAGUCCUUGCCAUCAGGGAAAACUAGUUUUGAUAACACAAUUUCUUUCUUGUUCUUUCAAUUUUACCCUCAUAAGAUUAAAGUAUUUCGAUUAUUUUAUUGGUUGAAAAGAAAUAGUAAUAUCGAAGCAUAUCAUUCAA